Daphnia carinata is the source of this 2705-nucleotide messenger RNA. RefSeq lists its product as uncharacterized. The record is from RefSeq and is a predicted model, not a curated record. Bases 255 to 2615 code for a protein of 786 amino acids. The transcript has 3 exons. Lineage: Eukaryota; Metazoa; Arthropoda; Branchiopoda; Diplostraca; Daphniidae.
GUUCCUCUGUCAAAUUUCCUUUUUUUUGGCUCCUAAAUCCUCACGGUUUUUUGUUUGCGUGGUCAGAUAGGCUGUUGUUUAUUUUGAUAAUGUACGAGUUGUUAGAAUGGUGAAUUAAAACCAAAAUUAAAACAUUUAAACCUAACCGCUAAACGUUCACCUCCGGUGUGUAAGCUACUGUUCAAACAUCAGUGUUUCCUGCGUCGAUCUUUACCGCCUAAAACUUCGUUCAAAUACCUCUUCAUAUUUAAAGAAUGGAAAUGGAUAUGAUAAUUCCCCUAAAUCUUAAUUUAAGGAGGAAGCGAGAAAAUUUUGAAGAAAAUGAAGGCUCUUCCCCUUCAAAACCCAUUUUGAAACCAGAACAACCACAGAAGACAUUGCCUGCAUUCAUUGAACGGGACAAAAUAAGUAAAAACUUAAAUCCUGACAAUUACAUGCAGAAACCGUCAAAUCAUCAUGGAAAUCUUAAGUAUACCUAUAUUGUUGAACGAGAUGAUGGAGAAGAAAUCAGUUUUCCUUCUCACAUAAUACGGUAUACCAAAACAGAACCACAAAUUUCGUACUGUGAGAACCCUCACUUUGUUAAAGGAGUAUACCAGUCUAGAAAAGAAAUUUUUGAUGCUGCUGAUGAAGACUCUAAGAGGACUAUGCAUGUUAUUAUGAACAGCAACUCAGCAUCCUGUCAAAACCGAGAAUUUUUGGGAAGAUACAGGAAGUGGUAUGCAAGCAAGGAACUUUUUGUGGGCAAGGUUACAGAAGAUUCUGAAAAUCCACCUGUUUCUUUUGCUACUCAAUGGGAAACUGAUUCGGAAGAGGAGUCAGACUUUCGAGACCACGGAGAUUACAACAUGGAUUUCCUCCCAAAACCACCAGCUCACCUAUUAAACACGAAGCUUAUUUCAAAAGUAAAAAUCAACAAAGUUGAAUUGCCUUUCUUUGAAGAUGAUGACUUCCUAACAAGUCUCGUUUCCUCACAAACGAAUGUGAAAAAAGAGGUUGCUUUGGAUCCGCUAAAGCUCGAAACUAAAGACUUUCAAAAAGAAUAUUCUGAUUUCAUGCCAAGCCUGGAAAACUCCUGUGAAAAGCGGACUGUUUUUGGUUAUGAAACGAAGGAUAUGUCAGACGAAUCUUCUGCUUUCUUCAGCCGGAAUCAUGACAAAAAAGAAACAAUUCAUGAGGGAAAAGAAAUUCAAGUUAAACAAUCCAGUUCCCCUAACCCAAGCCUGGAAGAUCAUAAGGACACGCUACAAGUCGGACAUGCGGUAAAGCUCGAGCCCAGUCAAUCACCAAUGCAAUUCGAUCGACACCUUGAAAAUAAAAGCUCGUGGAUAGAGAAUAACGACAAUGGAGACAGAAAACGCUGCGCACCUAGUCCCGACUGGGAUGAAGAGUGGCGAUCAUCACGUUAUCAGUCCUCCCGAGACGAGGGAAGAGGUACUUCACCCUCUCAAAGAAGAGAUCCACGUACCUCAAAUAUCCACGCUAACAUGGAAGAUUGGGGAAAAAACAAAGAAUGCAGUGAUAUGGCCGCAAUGGAAACAACAGACCUAAUGACAUUAGACGCGAAAAGAAUUUCUUUGGACGAACGAUUGGAACUCGAAUUGGGGAUCAAAGUUGAUUCUGAGGUGCCAAUAACAACAAUUAUGCCAUCCCCUGAAUCAGCUGUCGAACAUUUCUCAUGGACCUUCGAUUCGUAUGGCAUGUCAACCAGUCCAGUUAAACGGGCAAGAGGCUUUGGACCAAAGGCUGCUCCUCUCGGACCCUGGAUUUUGCAUUGUCGUAACAGAGCGCUUCCCGCUGCACCCUACAUUCCCCCACACCUCCAGAGCGUACUCUAUCAGCCAUUGGUACGAAUCAUUCCUCCGAAGAAAGAAAAUACAACACCAGAAGAAGUUCGGACGGAGAAUAAUGAAGAAAAAAAUCCUGGUACCCAAACAGAGGACCUUGCAAAGCCUGAUGGGGAAGUGAAAAAGGACUGGGAUAAGGAGCUCAAAAAUCUAGAAGCUGUGGCUAGUAAUCUAGAAGUUGCAGAUGAAACUGUGCUCGAGGCAUUGGAGGAAAAACUGUUGCUGUUUGAAACAUCCAACAUUCUUCAGUCUGGUGGUGAUUCGCCUUCCCUUGAAGCCAAGGAGGAAAAGAAUAAAGUGGUGAAAAGAGGAAAGCGUCCAAAACCACCACCGGUGGAGCUCAAGGAACCUGGAAAGGGAAUAUUGGUAAUGCCUCGCAUUAGCCUGUUGGAUGAAGAAAGCGGCAACCAGAAAAAAACUGUCAUAUUUGCAGACAGCGUUCGCCCUGGUUAUGGAACUUCGUCCGAAGAUGAGGACGAACAUAUACGGUCUCCACCACCACCUGUCGUUCAGGUGACACCUCUUGCUGAGACAUUACCCAAGAAGAAGAUGAAAAAGGCCAAAAAGGAGAAGAUUGUUGAAAACGAUUUUGAUCCAGUUUUUGAUCUCCUACCACCCCCUCCCCCUCCACCUGGGUCACCUCCACCAAAGGUCACAACUCCUGUAUUGUCGCAAAGUCCACUUCCUCAAAUUUUGUCAGAUGCAACUAUUGUCGCAGAUGCACCCGUGGCGAGCUCACCUCAACUGAUUGAAUCGGGCGCAUGUUGACGGCACUGUGUAAAUAAUCGAUGUCAUUUUCGGCUAAAUCCCUGAUUUUUUUUUAAGAGCAAUAAAUUUGUUUAAUUACAACAAAGAAAA